Molecule: messenger RNA, 2046 nt
Organism: Cucurbita maxima (winter squash)
Lineage: Eukaryota; Viridiplantae; Streptophyta; Magnoliopsida; Cucurbitales; Cucurbitaceae
Product: transcription factor bHLH74-like
Exons: 8
Coding region: 633-1772 (379 amino acids)
Biological process (GO): regulation of DNA-templated transcription
Cellular component (GO): nucleus
Molecular function (GO): protein dimerization activity; DNA-binding transcription factor activity
Source: RefSeq, a predicted model, not a curated record
ACACAAGAGCACACACUAAUCUUGAUCAGAUUAUGAUACUCAUUCACAUUCAGACCUCCAAUUUUAAUACCCUGUUUCUUGGUUCUAGCUACCCGGAUUGAUAUCUCCAAACCCUGUGUCUGCUACUCACCUUUGUUCUUCUUGUGUUCUUCCUGUUUUAAGCAAAAACAAAAGGAGGCUUCUCAAAUCAAUCAUAUUUGGGCAUUUGAUUGGAUGGAGAACUUGGAAAAUGUUUUUCUUCCAUACCCAAAAGUGAAAAGGGAAUCUGCUUUCCUUUUACUGCAUUCAUGAGCUGUUUCAUAGCUAAUCUCAUUGUUUCUUCUCCACUUUAUACUCUCAAAGCUUCACUUUCUUGUGUUAGCCCCCCAAAUAUAUAUAUAUAUUUUUUGCUUCCCUUUCCUUUUUGCAUUUGAACGCAGCGGAACAGAGCAAGCUUCUUCUACACCUUCAUGGGGAUGCUGCUUUUACUUUAACGCCUUAUAAAGCUGCAAACCCUACUACAUUUUGUUCUUUGUUUACACUCGCAAGAUAUCACCCUCCCCCCCAACUCUGGUCAAAACCGCCUUUCCUCUUUCAUUUUUUUUUUUUAAGGUUUUGUUUUCCCCUCUUUGGAAGUAAGGUUAGCUCGUGAAAUGGGUGAUCUCGAAAACGACGAAAUGGGUUUUCGAAAUUCAAACGAGGGGUUACGGAAUUGUUCAUCUUCCGACAAAAUUCCAGGAACAAUGGCGAUGGGGUCUUUCUUUGGGUCUGGUUGGGAUCCAAUGGUUUCUUCCCAUGGCGAAUUUUCAAAUUCUUUUCCUGUUGUCUUGGAGAGCCAUGGAGGGAGUGGGACGACACAGGGUGUUCAUUAUCCGACAGAUUUGGGGUUUGGCAAUGGGAAUUAUUCCGACAUGUUUGGUUCUUUUGGUGUUGCCGGGCAGAUUCUUGGUGGGUGUUCUUCCAAUUACAGAAAUGGAGGAACCACGGAGAAGUUAUUACCACUAUCAGGUGAAGAAACUGCUGCAGGAUCACCAAAUGGUAAACUCAGAAAACGAGCCCUUGACUCCACUUUCCCAUUUAGCCAACCAAACAAGAAAUCUGAAGUGAAAUUGAAGAAGGAUGUUUCUGGAGACAGUUCCAGUACACAGGAAGAGAAGAACGCAGAAAUGGAGCAGAAUUUAGGUGGUAAGGCAACUGGAAAACAAGCUAAAGAGAAGAACAAUGAUAGCACAGAAGCUCCCAAGGAGAAUUACAUUCAUGUGCGAGCUAGAAGAGGGCAAGCCACAAACAGCCAUAGCCUUGCUGAGAGGGUGAGGAGGGAGAAGAUUAGUGAGCGGAUGAGAUUGCUUCAAGAGCUUGUUCCUGGAUGCAAUAAGAUUACUGGAAAGGCUGUUAUGCUUGAUGAGAUUAUCAACUAUGUUCAGUCACUGCAACAGCAGGUUGAGUUUUUGUCAAUGAAACUUGCUACUGUCAACCCAGACGUGAACGUCGAUAUCGAAAGGAUUUUAUCCAAUGAUAUUUUCCACGCACGAGGCAGCAUCGGAACUGUUCUUGGAUAUGAUCCCGGGUUGAGCGCGGUUUCCCCGGUCCCUCCUCACCGAAUAUUUCAGCUCCAGGGGACGAUGUCAAAUAUGCCAACCAACACCACAUUCACACAGUUUCCUCCUUUGCCUCAGGUAGCUAACUUGACCGUGUUAGAAAGCGAUAUUCAAAGUCUUCUUCAAAUGGGAUUCGACUCGAGUUCGGGCACUCACAAUUUGGAACCAAAUGGGCGGUUUAAACCAGAGCGCUAACUUCUUGCAAAGGGCGGUUGAGAUGUUUUCUAGUUGACAGAGAAAAAAAAAAAGCAUUAAAAUCUGUAUAGGAUUCAGUUUCUAACUAUUGUUCUUCGAAUUUUAGCAGAAGAAGAUGAUUAAUAGCGCAGCAGAUAAGGAAUGUAAAUUUAGAUUUUGUGGGCGAGGCUGAUUACAAUUGGUUUGAAUUUCAUCCUUGUAUGACCAACAAAGCAGAAGCUUGUUUUUUGCCUUAAUUAUAUCAUAUUUUCAAUUCAAACAUCCAUUUUAUUAA